AUGCUGUUCGCUUUUCUUCUCAUGUGUGCAUCUGCAUCUGCAGUAAACGUGAUUAGAUCAAGGGCCGACGAUGCUGCUAUCAAGUAUUCAACCCUAGUAUCCGACUCAUUCAUUCAAAGGGGGGUAGCCAAGACGGCGCAAUACCCUCAGGCGGUGUUCUAUCGUGGCGUCGAAAUGGCAUAUAAUGCUACUGGAAACGCAACAUAUAUCAACUGGGUGAAAUCCCAAAUGGAUGCUGCCGUAUCCGCAAAUGGAUCAAUCCUUAGCUACCCAACAUAUCCCGCCUCCCUUGACGAUAUUCGAAUCGGGACCAUCAUACUUGACACCUGGGCUCGAACCCACGAAACUAGAUAUAAAGUUGCCGCCGAUAGACUGCGCCAACAAUUCAAUUACGGCCCACGAACAGCAUCGGGAGGUUUCUGGCAUCGUGCACCUACGUACCCGAAUCAGAUGUGGUUGGAUGGCAUUUUCAUGGCUGAUGUCUUUUAUGCUCAAUGGACUUCAUACUUUGAUGCUGCCAAUAUCACGGCGUGGGAUGAUAUCCUAUUGCAAUAUUUACUUAUUGAACAACAUUGCCGCAACCAUACGACCAACCUCAUCGUCCACGGUUACGAUGAAAGUAAAACACAAGUAUGGGCUGAUCCCGUGACGGGUGCAUCGCCUAAUGUAUGGAAUCGAGCAUUAGGAUGGUAUCUGAUGGCACUUGUCGAUGUUCUUGACUUCUUCCCAAAAUCACAUCCUGGGUAUGCACAACUUCUGAAUUGGUUUGUCACAGCAUCAGCAGGUGUAGCAGCCGCCCAAGAUACCACGGGUGGCUGGUGGUUAGUGAUGAACGAACCAUAUCCAGGCAAGCCGAGAAAUUAUAUCGAGUCUAGCGCUUCAUCAAUGUUCGUCUAUGCGAUACUGAAGGGUGUUAGAAAGGGGUAUUUGGGACGCCAAUAUAUAGCACCCAUGAAGAAGGGAUAUGAGUAUAUUGCCGAGAAUUUCGUUGCGUUUAAUGGAACGAAUGGAACGGUGAACUGGGAGGGUACGGUUUUGGUGGGUAGUUUGGGAUCGAAUGCUUCAUUUGAGUAUUAUACCUCGAUAGCGGUUGAUGAGAAUGAUAUGAAGGGAGCGGGGCCGUUUGUUUAUGCUAGUGUGGAGUAUGAGCAGUUGGCAGCAUACUGA
Molecule: messenger RNA, 1167 nt
Organism: Sclerotinia borealis F-4128
Lineage: Eukaryota; Fungi; Ascomycota; Leotiomycetes; Helotiales; Sclerotiniaceae
Source: the annotation of a GenBank genome assembly